This is a messenger RNA of Lolium rigidum, 577 nucleotides long. RefSeq names its product U6 snRNA-associated Sm-like protein LSm6. Gene Ontology annotation, biological process: maturation of SSU-rRNA; mRNA splicing, via spliceosome. The transcript has 3 exons. The record is from RefSeq and is a predicted model, not a curated record. Gene Ontology annotation, cellular component: U4/U6 x U5 tri-snRNP complex; nucleolus; U6 snRNP. Gene Ontology annotation, molecular function: RNA binding. Bases 59 to 352 code for a protein of 97 amino acids. Lineage: Eukaryota; Viridiplantae; Streptophyta; Magnoliopsida; Poales; Poaceae.
AACCAAGCCCAAACCCAAACCCAACCCUCGCAGCCUCCCACCCACACGAGCGAGAGAGAUGAGCACCGGCGGCGCGGACAAGUCCGGCAGCGGCGGCGGAGCAGCGCCGGUGAAGACGCCCUCGGACUUCCUCAAGUCCAUCAGGGGCCGCCCCGUCGUCGUCAAGCUCAACUCCGGCGUCGACUACAGAGGUAUUCUGGCUUGUCUGGAUGGUUAUAUGAACAUUGCGAUGGAGCAAACUGAAGAGUAUGUCAACGGUCAGCUGAAGAACAAAUACGGUGAUGCCUUCAUCAGAGGCAACAACGUUCUAUACAUCAGCACCUCGAAGCGGCCCCCCACUGAUGGAGCAUAAACCAAGUGGAGCCUUCCCCUCAUGUAAUUCUCAAGAUGGUUAGCCGAUUGGUUGUGGUGAUCGCUGACUCGUGCCACCUUUUCAAUCUCGUACCUGCUGUCUGUUGUGUUGCGGACUGACAGAGGUUUAUCUGGAACCAUUCCGAUGUAACUGGGAAUUUUUAGCCUUAAAAUGCUUUUGUGGCUGAGAUUCGGCGUUCAGGAUAUAGAUAAGAUUUGUGUUUCA